AUGGUGGACAAAGACGGCAGCUUGCAGGAAAUCAAGAACGAGAACGUCGACCUUGAGCGGAUUCCCGUUGAAGAAGUGUUUGAGCAGUUGAAAUGCACCAAGGAGGGCUUGACAAACGAGGAAGGGCAGAAGAGGCUGCAAAUCUUUGGCCCAAACAAACUCGAAGAGAAGAAGGAAAGCAAGUUUCUCAAGUUUCUGGGUUUUAUGUGGAAUCCUCUCUCAUGGGUCAUGGAGAUUGCUGCAAUUAUGGCCAUUUGUUUGGCAAACGGAGGAGGCAAACCGCCAGAUUGGCAGGAUUUCGUUGGAAUCGUGACAUUGCUUUUUAUCAACUCCACUAUUAGCUUCAUUGAAGAAAACAAUGCAGGCAAUGCUGCAGCGGCACUUAUGGCUGGGCUUGCUCCAAAAACCAAGGUCCUAAGAGAUGGAAAAUGGUGUGAGCAAGAUGCUGCAAUUUUGGUACCAGGAGAUAUCAUCAGCAUCAAGUUGGGGGAUAUCAUUCCAGCAGAUGCACGUCUCCUUGAAGGUGAUGCUCUCAAGAUUGAUCAGUCUGCCUUAACUGGUGAGUCUUUACCAGUAACCAAGAACUCAGGUGAUGAGAUAUUCUCUGGUUCUACUGUCAAGCAAGGUGAGAUUGAGGCCGUUGUUAUCGCCACCGGCGUGCACACUUUCUUUGGAAAAGCUGCUCACCUGGUUGAUAGCACCAAUAAUGUAGGGCACUUCCAGCAGGUGCUGACAGCAAUUGGGAACUUCUGCAUAUGCUCUAUUGCAUUAGGCAUGAUUAUUGAGAUUGUGGUGAUGUAUCCGAUCCAGCAUCGAAAGUAUAGGGAUGGAAUUGAUAAUCUCUUGGUGCUUCUCAUCGGAGGGAUUCCUAUUGCCAUGCCAACAGUUUUGUCCGUGACAAUGGCCAUUGGAUCUCACCGGCUUUCUGAACAAGGAGCUAUUACCAAGAGAAUGACUGCCAUUGAAGAAAUGGCCGGAAUGGAUGUACUCUGCAGUGACAAGACCGGGACACUUACUCUCAACAAGCUUACUGUAGACAAGAGCAUGGUUGAGGUGUUCAUAAAGGAUGUUGACAAGGAAAUGCUUCUUUUACUUGCGGCUAGGGCCUCUAGGGUUGAGAAUCAAGACGCUAUUGAUGCCUGCAUCGUUGGAAUGCUAGGUGACCCCAAGGAGGCAAGAGCAGGUAUCACAGAGGUGCAUUUCUUCCCCUUUAACCCAGUUGACAAGCGCACAGCCAUGACAUACAUUGACUCUGAUGGCACUUGGCAUCGAGUCAGCAAAGGUGCACCAGAGCAGAUUAUUGCCCUCUGCUACCUUCGAGAAGAUGUGAAGAAGAAAGCUCAUGAUAUCAUUGGUAAAUUUGCUGAUCGUGGACUUCGCUCUCUUGGUGUGGCUAGACAAGCUAUUCCAGAGAAAAGCAAGGAGAGCCCUGGAAGUCCCUGGCAAUUUGUGGGUCUUUUGCCUCUGUUUGAUCCUCCAAGGCACGAUAGUGCAGAGACAAUUCGUCGUGCACUCCAUCUUGGUGUUAAUGUCAAGAUGAUAACUGGUGAUCAAUUAGCAAUUGCUAAGGAAACUGGUAGGAGGCUUGGCAUGGGAACGAACAUGUAUCCAUCAUCUGCUCUCCUUGGCCAAAAUAAAGGUGAGACAAUUGACACAAUCGGUGUUGAUGAGCUUAUUGAGAAGGCUGAUGGCUUUGCAGGAGUUUUCCCAGAGCACAAAUAUGAGAUUGUGAAGAGGCUACAACAAAGGAACCAUAUUUGUGGAAUGACUGGAGAUGGUGUGAAUGAUGCCCCAGCUCUUAAGAAGGCAGACAUUGGAAUUGCGGUUGCUGAUGCAACUGAUGCAGCUAGAAGUGCAUCAGAUAUAGUAUUAACGGAACCGGGACUAAGUGUGAUUGUGAGUGCUGUUCUGACAAGCAGAGCAAUUUUUCAGAGAAUGAAAAACUAUACCAUUUAUGCUGUGUCUAUUACUAUCCGUAUCGUGCUGGGAUUUAUGCUCCUUGCUCUUAUUUGGAAGUUUGAUUUCUCGCCUUUCAUGGUAUUGAUCAUUGCCAUACUGAAUGAUGGAACAAUUAUGACCAUUUCCAAGGACAGGGUUAAGCCAUCUCCUAUGCCUGACUCAUGGAAGCUCAAGGAGAUUUUUGCCACUGGCAUUUUCCUUGGUGCCUAUCUUGCUUGCAUGACUGUUGUUUUCUUCUGGGCUGCUAACGAGUCUGACUUCUUUCCACAUCAAUUAAAGUUUGAUAACAAUUUGCAGGAUAAGUUUGGAGUAAGAUCCGUCAGGAACAAUAAAGAGGAACUUACAGCCGCUGUCUACCUCCAAGUGAGUAUUGUGAGUCAGGCACUCAUUUUUGUCACUCGUUCUCGGAGCUGGUCCUUCAUCGAACGCCCUGGUCUCCUGCUAGUCACUGCCUUCCUUUUAGCACAACUGGUGGCUACUGUACUUGCUGUUUAUGCAAACUGGGGCUUCGCAAGAAUAAAAGGCAUUGGAUGGGGUUGGGCUGGUGUUAUUUGGAUCUACAGUGUAGUUUUCUACAUCCCACUUGAUAUUAUAAAGUUCUUCGUCCGAUAUUCUUUAAGUGGAAAGGCCUGGGAUAAUCUUCUCCAGAAUAAGACUGCCUUCACAACAAAGAAGGAUUAUGGAAGGGAAGAGAGGGAGGCACAAUGGGCCACAGCUCAGCGCACCCUUCAUGGAUUACAGGUUCCUGGAGCAGAAGAUAUCUUAAAUGACAAGAACAACUAUAGAGAGUUGUCAGAGAUCGCUGAACAAGCCAUGAAGCGCGCUGAAAUUGCAAGGUUGAGGGAGCUUCACACGCUCAAGGGGCAUGUUGAAUCAGUUGUGAAACUCAAAGGACUUGACAUCGAGACCAUCCAACAACACUACACCGUAUGAAAAAGGGCAGGACUUGAGCAUGGGAAAUUGACAAAUAUCCAAAUAUUUUUCUUUAUUAGUUGUUUCUGUAAUAACAGAGUGCUAUGCAAAGCAAAACUUUUUCCUACCAAUUAAGUUACCUGUAGGUUGAACCAACUGGAGUUUCAUACAGCAGCA
Durio zibethinus is the source of this 3048-nucleotide messenger RNA. Lineage: Eukaryota; Viridiplantae; Streptophyta; Magnoliopsida; Malvales; Malvaceae. The record is from RefSeq and is a predicted model, not a curated record.